Musa acuminata AAA Group (dessert banana) is the source of this 2356-nucleotide messenger RNA. RefSeq names its product double-stranded RNA-binding protein 6. Gene Ontology annotation, molecular function: double-stranded RNA binding. The transcript is spliced from 4 exons. The coding region runs from base 736 to 2139 and encodes 467 amino acids. Lineage: Eukaryota; Viridiplantae; Streptophyta; Magnoliopsida; Zingiberales; Musaceae. The record is from RefSeq and is a predicted model, not a curated record.
AGCCGCGGAAGAUAGCACCGGAGAUGAUGGACGCCCCGAUAUCAAUGUAGGAAGAGAAGAAGGACGAGUAAUGAGGAGAGCGAAAGGGGAGAUAGCUGACCCAAACAUUGAUGGGACAAAGCCGUGUCAUGAUUCAUGUCUUGUAGGGACCGUCGCAGUGGGUGGGUUGGGUUGACCUUUGGGUAUUGCAAACCCCACUACUGGCCACAAGCACUCCAACGAAGACCACAUCCAUGAUUACUGACUGACUGCAUCUUUUUCCUCUUUCUGAUGCUGACCACUAUUUUUUUCUUUCUAUUUUUCCAACAUUACACAGAUAACAAAGCCGGAAAAAUACUGUAAAGAGAGACCAAUCCAUGUUGAUGAGCAGAGGUGGGUCGAAUAAGGUUCGCCUACGAUCACCGGGAGUCGCCGCCGCCGCCAGAGGUGGGUCGAAUAAUGUGCGGCUUCUCGGCGGAGAGAGAGGGAGAGGGGAAAACCCUAUUAGGAGGCGUCGCGACGGAGCCCUAGAUUCCGGUGGGAUCCCCUGGAAAACGCAGGAGGAGGUGCCUUUGCUCAUCGGUGGCGGCGCCGCGCGGAUCCGGAUCUUGUCCGGCGGCGUCGGCCAAGUUUGGCCGGGAGGGACAGAGGUGCUGCUGGAGAAGGGGUGGGGGGGCUGGAUCUUGCGUCGUGUCCGCCAUCGGAGGGUGAUAUCUUCCCGUGGGGCUCCUUGGGAGUGCGGGAGCGUGGGCGAGGAUGUAUAAGAACCAGCUGCAGGAGCUGGCGCAGCGGAGCUGCUUCAACUUGCCGUCGUACACGUGCAUACGCGAGGGGCCGGACCACGCGCCGAGGUUCAAGGCGGCCGUGAACUUCAACGGCGAGGUGUUCGAGAGCCCGAGCUUCUGCACCACGCUGCGGCAGGCGGAGCACUCGGCGGCGGAGGUGGCUCUCGCCGCCCUAUCCCACCGCGGUCCCUCCCACUCCCUCGCCGCUCGGAUCCUGGAUGAAACAGGGGUUUAUAAGAACCUCCUGCAGGAAAUUUCCCAGAGAGUUGGGGCACCUUUGCCAUCAUAUACCUCAGUGCGUUCAGGUCUGGGACACCUGCCUGUCUUUACAUGCACAGUGGAACUUGCUGGAAUCACGUUUACGGGCGAACCUGCUAAGAACAAGAAGCAGGCAGAAAAAAAUGCUGCUUUGGCAGCAUGGUCAUCAUUGAAACGAUUGGCGAAGGAAGCAGCAAGCUCGUCAACUGAACAAAACAAUGAUGAGCAGGAACAGAUCACGAUUGCUCGAGCUCUCCUCAAUUACCGCCUCAAGGAAAAAAUAGCUAUGGCGAACAACCCCCAUGCAACUCCUUUCCCAAAGAAGUUCCCAGUUCAGCUAGAAAAAAAACCAGCUUCACUUCAAUCUCCUCUAUCUGUAUCGAAGAUCCUUCCUCUCAUCAGACAAAACUCUAUUCCAAGAGGUCGUGCAACCUCUCGUGGAAUAAAUGAUGGAGCUCAUGCAUCAUUCCAAGAGAACCACAAUGAGCGGCCCCAGAACUUCCCUGUUGCCGCAGCAGCACCAUAUUUUCCAGUUAGGCCCUUCGGUCGGCCUUGCCAUGGCAUGGCACCCCCUGUGACAAUAAGGACAGCUGUGCCAGUCUUUUCAGCCCCCCCACUUCCACCACCACCAUCACAGGUAUGCCAACAACGUCUGCCUGUUAUUGGUCACACACAGAUCCGCAUGGCAUCCCCAGUCCGCAUCAGACAGUCCGUGCCAGUCUUUUCUGCUCCACCACCACUCCCACCUGUAACUUCAGUGAUCCCAGUUCGGGUGAAGGAACCCUUGCCGGUUGUCUCACCCCCUUCAUUGGACAAGGUUCUUGUGCCAGUUAUCGCAUCAGCAUUACCUGUUCAGGUAAAAGAAUCAGUGCCAGUUGCUACGGCAUCUCUCUCAGUGAAUGAACAGUCACCUGUUACUGCACCAGCUGUUCCAGUUCUAGUAAAGGAACCAUUGUCCUCGAUUCAGACACAUGAGCCUUCAAUCUCGCCCCUGGCCUGUCUAGCAGUGAAGCCUUCGAGUCAGAUAGAGGACUUUGUGGAUGGUCGUGAUGCAAAGGAUCUGGAAGAAUCUGAAUCGACAGCGAUGGAGAGCUUGAAACGAUUGGAUAUCUGUUGAAUUCAGAGAUCCUCUACGCUCAUGUUUUGCUCAUCAUGCUUCUAAGUUAAUUUUGCUUUGAUGUAUUGCUAUUAGGAUUUUAGAGAGGCCACGCUACUAGAAUCCUAGCUCUACAGACGCCAAUCUCAAACUUGAGGCCAAUUCACUUGAUAUGAAGGUGUGCAUUCAGUCGAUCUUACUUUCUGUAGUUUAUCUAAAUGUUCAUAAUUGUCCUUCA